This is a messenger RNA of Rhododendron vialii, 1287 nucleotides long. RefSeq lists its product as uncharacterized. The coding region runs from base 249 to 1130 and encodes 293 amino acids. The record is from RefSeq and is a predicted model, not a curated record. Lineage: Eukaryota; Viridiplantae; Streptophyta; Magnoliopsida; Ericales; Ericaceae. Gene Ontology annotation, molecular function: RNA binding; translation initiation factor activity. The transcript has 2 exons. Gene Ontology annotation, cellular component: eukaryotic translation initiation factor 3 complex; cytoplasm.
CCUUGAGUGGGUUGAGCCAUAAACCCAGAAGACUAUUGGGCUGAUCCCUAUUGCGAUUCGGAUCUUUCCCACACGCUUAUGAUCCAAUCUCUGAUUUUGAUCUUUUCUCUCUUUCUUUCUUCAGCUUCAAGGGCUUCUACACUUUGCUCUGCCGUCGAAGAAAACCCUAGAUCCCAUAACCCUAGGGUUUCUCCCUCUAAACUCCGAACCACCAUCUCUCUCUCUCUCUCUCUCUCUCUCUAGCAGCCAUGGUGAUGGAUGCGGCUCCGCCGAACAAGGUCCGUUGGGGAGAGCUCGACGAAGACGACGACGGCGAGGGGGGCCUCGACUUCCUCCUCCCGCCGCGUCAGGUGAUCGGGCCAGACCACAACGGGAUAAAGAAGGUGGUGGAGUACAAGUUCAACGAGGAAGGAAACAAGGUCAAGGUCACCACCACCACCCGCGUCCGCAAGCUCGCCAACGCUCGCCUCAGCAAGCGCGCCAUCGAGCGCCGGUCCUGGCCCAAGUUCGGGGACGCCGUACACGAGGACGUGGGGAGCAGGCUCACCAUGGUCUCCACCGAAGAGAUCCUCCUUGAACGCCCCAGGGCUCAUGGUAGCAAACCUGAAGAAACAAAGAAUGCCGGAGAUCCCUUGGCUCAAAUCGGAAAAGCAGGUGCUGUUCUCAUGGUGUGUCGGACAUGUGGCAAGAAAGGUGACCACUGGACAUCACGAUGCCCUUACAAGGAUCUCGCUCCACAAGGUGAUGGCUCCAUUGACAAACCCCCUUCAUCAGAAGUCCCAACUACUACUUCAGGACCCAGCAAGGGAGCCUAUGUUCCUCCCAGCCAGAGACCGGGUGCAGAGAGAACUGGGUCCGACAUGAGGCGUAGAAACGAUGAGAACUCUGUCAGGGUCACCAACCUCUCUGAGGAUACCCGCGAGGCAGACUUGCACGAGCUGUUCCGUACUUUUGGCCCAGUGAGCCGAGUUUACGUUGCUCUCGAUCAGAAGACCGGCACGAGUAGAGGUUUUGGUUUUGUCAACUUUGUGAACAAGGAAGAUGCUGAGAAAGCUAUAGCCAAACUCAAUGGGUAUGGUUAUGAUAACCUCAUUCUCAGAGUUGAAUGGUCUGCGCCCAGGCCUAACUAGCAGUUUUUCUCGAACCUUACAGAAAUUUAUGGUUGAACUAUCAGGCUGAAUGUUGGACCUGUUUUCAUCUCCGGGUUUAGACGUGUUUUCUUCUGUCAUCUCUUGUUAGAGAGAUUUUUGGAUAAUUUGAUGAACCAUUACGGCUUAUCUUCGCUCA